This is a messenger RNA of Acanthoscelides obtectus, 228 nucleotides long. Lineage: Eukaryota; Metazoa; Arthropoda; Insecta; Coleoptera; Chrysomelidae. The record is from the annotation of a GenBank genome assembly.
AUGAGUGCAGGGUGGAUCACUAGUGCAGCAUUCCCCCCAGAUAUCUCAGAAGUACAGGAAUAUCAUACAAUAGGGUCAACACUGCUGUAUACAAGCAAACAUGGAGAUCCUGUAUUAAGUGAUAAACAACCCGAAGACUUGGAAAAAAACGAAGAGGAAGCAGAAAAGAAAAAGAUGAAGCAGACCCUUCAGAAACAUCUGGUCGUUCUACUUCCUUCUAUGAUUUAA